This is a messenger RNA of Gorilla gorilla gorilla (western lowland gorilla), 2028 nucleotides long. RefSeq names its product interleukin 15 receptor subunit alpha (gene IL15RA). Lineage: Eukaryota; Metazoa; Chordata; Mammalia; Primates; Hominidae. Gene Ontology annotation, molecular function: interleukin-15 receptor activity. The transcript has 8 exons. The coding region runs from base 127 to 1143 and encodes 338 amino acids. Gene Ontology annotation, biological process: interleukin-15-mediated signaling pathway. The record is from RefSeq and is a predicted model, not a curated record.
GGCUGUGCGGUGCCGCGGCAGCCGGCGGGGCUCCUUCCCCAGCAGGGGUGGGGACGCUGAGUCACGGAUCUGUCAUCGCUUUGCACCUCUCCGAGCCCUCGGGGGCCAAAGCAAAAGCGAAAGCGAAUGCGACUGGCGGGGCGGCAGGUCCCAGAGCGGCGCUUGCCACCUCCCCCCGGCCUGGGCAGCGCUCGCCCGGGGCGUCCAGCGGUGCCCUGUGGAGCUGCCGCCAUGGCCCCGCGGCGGGCGCGCGGCUGCCGGACCCUCGGUCUCCCGGCGCUGCUACUGCUGCUGCUGCUCCGGCCGCCGGCGACGCGGGAUGCAAGAGACAGGCUGGCUGUCCUGGCGGGAAGGAACAGAAUAUCUGAAAGCUUCAACCCUGAGGUCCAGACACACGAGGCCUGCGUGAGACUCAGGACAAUGGAAAACUGCCCCCAGUGCCACCACCAUCGGACAAGCAGGCAGCAAGCAGGCAUCACGUGCCCUCCCCCCAUGUCCGUGGAACACGCAGACAUCUGGGUCAAGAGCUACAGCUUGUACUCCAGGGAGCGGUACAUUUGUAACUCUGGUUUCAAGCGUAAAGCCGGCACGUCCAGCCUGACGGAGUGCGUGUUGAACAAGGCCAUGAAUGUCGCCCACUGGACAACCCCCAGUCUCAAAUGCAUUAGAGACCCUGCCCUGGUUCGCCAAAUGCCAGCGCCACCCUCCACAGUAACGACGGCAGGGGUGACCCCACAGCCAGAGAGCCUCUCCCCUUCUGGAAAAGAGCCCGCAGCUUCAUCUCCCAGCUCAAACACCACAGCGGCCACAACAGCAGCUAUUGUCCCGGGCUCCCAGCUGAUGCCUUCAAAAUCACCUUCCACAGGAACCACAGAGAUAGGCAGUCAUGAGUCCUCCCACGGCACCCCCUCUCAGACAACAGCCAAGACCUGGGAACUCACGGCAUCCGCCUCCCACCAGCCGCCAGGUGUGUAUCCACAGGGCCACAGCGACACCACUGUGGCUAUCUCCACGUCCACUGUCCUGCUGUGUGGGCUGAGCGCUGUGUCUCUCCUGGCAUGCUACAUCAAGUCAAGGGCCUCUGUCUGCUCCUGCCAUCCACGCAGUGCUGGACAUACAUGCUCAGUGGGAAGCGUCUGUUGAUUUGAGGGCAACCCCCUCCUCUUUUCAAAACCUAUGAACCACCUGCUUUGCAGGCAAACUCCCCCGCUGGCCAGCGUUGAAAUGGAAGCCAUGGAGGCUCUGCAGGUGACUGGGGGGACCAGCAGCAGAGAUGAAGACUUGGAAAACUGCUCUCACCACCUAUGAAACUCGGGGAAACCAGCCCAGCUACGUCCGGAGUGAAGGAGCCUCUCUGCUUUAGCUAAAGUCAACUGAGAAGAGGUGCAAGGAAGCGGGCUCCAGGAGCAAGCCCAUCAGGCCUCUCAGACGUCCCAGCAGGAUCUCACGGACUGCCGGGUCGGCGCCUCCUGCGCGAGGGAGCAGGUUCUCCGCAUUCCCAUGGGCACCAUCUGCCUGCCUGUCGUGCCUUGGACCCAGGGCCCAGCUUUCCAGGAGAGACCAAAGGCUUCUGAGCAGGAUUUCUAUUUCAUUACAGUGUGAGCUGCCUGGAAUACAUGUGGUAAUGAAAUAAAAACCCUGCCCCGAAGCUUCCGUCCCUCAUCCUGACUUGCAGUUCACAGAGAAAAGUGACAUACCCGAAGCUCUCUGUCAAUUACAAGGCUUCUCCUGGCGUGGGAGACGUCUACAGGGAAGACACCAGCGUUUGGGCUUCUAACCACCCUGUCUCCAGCUGCUCUGCACACAUGGACAGGGACCUGGGAAAGGUGGGAGAGAUGCUGAGCCCAGCGAAUCCUCUCCAUUGAAGGAUUCAGGAAGAAGAAAACUCAACUCAGCACCAUUUUACAAAUAUAUGCGUUUAUAUUUAUACUUCCUUGUCUAUUAUAUCUAUACAUUAUAUAUGAUUUGUAUUUUGACACUGUACCUUGUAUAAACAAAAUAAAACAUCUAUUUUCAAUAUAUUUAAAA